UUAUUAACAUUUAGGAAUGAAUGUGGAAAAAAAAUGCUAUCUAUCAGUUUAAUUUAUUGCGUGUGGGAUGUUGUUGUUUUACCACUAUAAUUCGUCAAAGUCGUGUCAAACUCAAUAAAUUUAAUUUAAAAUACAAUUUAAUGUUGAACAUAUCUUAUUGCGCGAAAGUUACUAUUCCAUAGUUAAAUAAUUUAAUAAAUGAUAAAAUUUUCAUAUUCUGUUUAAAAUAAUCACACAUUAUUAAUAUUCUGCACCAAUAGCAUUUCAUCGCCAUAGUUGCUUUAAGAAGUAAAAAUACGGAGUCAUCGAAUUGCCGCCAAAAACGAUUAAAUAGAAAAAUUGAUAAAAAUCGGUGUUAUUUAUUUUUUCAGAUGUGAUAACAGUUGUAUAAUGGAGUAAAUAUUAGGUUUUAAACAAACUGAAAAAAAAAGAAAAAUCUUUAUAAAAAAUAAUAUCGAUGAAUGUGAACCCUGUGGUAAUUAACUAUAAAGAUUUUGGGUUGACUGCCCAAAGCGUGUUUGACAACAUAUUUUCCACCUAUGACAUAAUAUACUGAUCACUUUAAAUAAACUUAAAUCCCUAAGUUGAAAAUAAUGCUCAGUUAUUAAGUAUAUUAAAUAAAUGCGUCUUAACGUUUGACUAUUUUUGAGCGAGAAAUCAAGUGCGAUACCAAAGUCAAUUGAAAAUAUACUGACUACAGUGGGAAAAAUGAAUAUAUUAGGAAAACAUCAACGGUCGAUGGUCGGUUAACGGCCGUCGCAUCUAUACCAUGCUUGACUGCAAUCAAUUCAAAUUCGAUUUUGCAUCAUCAAAUGCAAUUGCUACCACAAUCAAAACCAUACCAAUAUUCGAACUUGACCGCCAAAUACAAAAACAUUAUUUCGUUGGUACACACGUUGCUUAAUCGAACGCAACUAUCGGUAAUAACAGCGAAAUUGCCAUUCAUCGAUAAACUAAACCGAACUAAGUAAACUAAACUGAAACCAGCUCGUCAACUAUGAGCCAAUUGAGCACAGUUUACGCCACCAAAAGACGGCGUAGAAAUGGUAAAAGUCUUAAACCACCACCAAAAGACGGUGUUACCAAAAGCAAUCCAUCGAAAAGGCAUAGAGAAAGAUUAAACGCUGAACUGGAUCUUUUAGCUUCACUGCUGCCAUUCGAGCAAAAUAUUUUAAGUAAAUUGGAUCGACUGAGUAUUCUUAGGUUAGCUGUUAGCUAUUUAAGGACAAAAAGCUAUUUUCAAGUAGUAAUGCUUGAAGAAAAAGAAGAAAAUGGAUUAUUAUCACACAUUCAUCAUCAUGAUGUGUAUCGAAGUAGAGAGUUGAACGCAUUCGAACACAGCAUUUCCGAUGGCGAUAUGUUUUUACAGGCUUUAAAUGGAUUUCUCAUGAUUUUGACAUGCGAUGGUGAAGUAUUUUUUGCAACACACAGCAUUGAAAGCUAUUUGGGCUUUCAUCAGUCCGAUAUAGUUCAUCAAUCGGUGUAUGAGUUGGUGCAUUCAGAAGAUCGUGAAGAAUUACAGCGACAAUUGUUGUGGAACUCAUUUCUUCCAAGUGAUGCAGCCGGAAUGCCAUUAAAUGAAGCAUUAUCACCUGACAAAUCGGUCUAUUUGGAACGCAGUUUCACCGUUCGAUUUCGUUGCUUACUUGAUAAUACAUCAGGGUUUUUACGCCUAGAUAUUCGUGGCCGUGUAAAAAUUUUGCAUGGACAAAAUCGUAAAACCGAAGAACCUCCGUUAGGAUUAUUUGCAUAUUGCACACCAUUUGGACCACCGUCCCUCAUGGAGAUUCCUCAAAAAGAGAAUAUGUUUAAAUCUAAACAUAAAUUAGAUUUAUCUCUUGUUUCAAUGGAUCAACGUGGUAAAAUGAUUCUUGGAUAUGCAGACAACGAACUGGCUACUAUGGGUGGAUAUAGUCUUGUACAUUUUGAUGACUUGGCUUAUGUAGCUAGCGCACAUCAAGAAUUGUUGAAAACAGGCGCUUCGGGAAUGAUUGCAUAUCGAUACCAAAAGAAGGACGGUGAAUGGCAAUGGUUACAAACCAGCUCUCGGUUGGUUUAUAAAAAUUCCAAACCCGAUUUUGUUAUUAGCACACAUCGACAAUUAAUGGAAGAAGAAGGCAAAGAUUUAUUGGGAAAACGCACUAUGGAUUUUAAGGUUAGUUAUUUGGACACUGGAUUAGCUUCAACCUAUUUUUCGGAGGCAGAUCAGUUGAUAAUGCCACCAAGCGGAUCGCCAAACUCAUUAUCUCAGCCAUCAGUGGCCCCACCACAAAGACCAUCUAGGCGCUAUAAGACUCAACUGCGUGAUUUUUUAUCAACAUGUCGAUCAAAGCGUAAGGUACAGCAGUCACAGCCUCAACAUCAAUCAAGUUCGCAUAUGGGCCAAAUAACUCCUCCAGCACCAGAAUAUAUACCAGUGGCUGCUGCUUACACAAAUUUAAAUCCAAUGUACGCAGCAGCAUCACCGUAUCCAUCAUCAACUGAAAACCUAUACAUGACACCAUCGGUACAUUCGUCAAACUUUUAUCCAGAGAAUUUGUAUCAUCAAUAUCGUUUGCAGGGUGGAUAUUAUUCAGGUGACUAUCACCAUUCAUCGGUGCCAACGUCAUAUGUAGCAAAUGGAUUCUUGCCAUAUGACGGUUAUGCCAUUUCAACCAAAGAAGAAAAGUGGCAGGACAAUGGAAAGUAUUAUGAUGUAACUAGUCGUAGUAGCAUGUAUACGGAGUAUAGCAGUCCAACAGGUCAUUCUCAGAUCAUUCAAUCAACAUUGAAAACGCCUAAGACAUCACCUCCGAUUAUGGAGUCACCUGGAAAUCGUUCACCAUCUCAUAACAAUACAGCCAAUGACAACAAUGAUGCUGGUGUUCUAACUUCAAACAAUGUUACCAAUUCUUCCAAUGCAAAUGUUACCAAUGGUUCGAAUUCGAAUAAUAGUACUACUUUGCUAGUUACUCCAAAAAUUGAACCAUCACCGCCGAGUUCUGAGCAUUAUGAAAGACAAACCGUUCUAAUGUGGGGUACAUCGAGCACAAAUCGAUCGCCGAUCACAACGCCAACAACGAAUGGACUCUAUUCAACGGAAAUCAACCAUUUGAAACGAACGAAUCAAAUAGUAUCACCAACGCAAGAUGGAACAGGUGUUCAUAUGAAGUGGUCGGAAGGUACAUCGAACAAUAAGGAAAUACCUGUAAGCGUUCCUCUUUAUCAGAUCCAUUCACACCAAACUCAAACCGCAUCGGCCGCAGUUGAUGCUUCCACCAUGUAUGCACACGUAGCACAUUCUUCGCACCUAACACCACAUCACUCGUCUUCAUCGACAUCUAGUGGUAGUCAUAUAGUAUCACCGGAACAUGGCAGCGCCACACCAACGCAAAAUCACCAACAUGUGACACAUCAAUCACUUGGAAGUAGUUGCGAGGUAGGUAGUUGGAGUCCUGCCUACUCGCAAUACCAAUAUUUCACUUAUCACCCAGCUCCACAGCACGCAAACACUCAGUCAUCAUUGGUAGAUACCAACCAAUCACAUUGUCCAUCGCGCAGCAACGGCUACAUGGAUCAUCCAACAGUUCAUCACCAUCAUCAUCAACAGCACGGCACCAUAUCGCCAAUCUCACAGCUCACACAGCUGUCCCAUACCCAGUUCCAUCCAACGCGUACAUCGAUAACGCGAACGGGAGUCCUUUGCUGUCCUGCUUCUCUGAGGUGACCAACACGCUUUUAAACCAAUAGAGACAAAUUAUGUACGGUAUUCAAAACAAUACAAAGUAAUCAAAGUUUUCAAAACAUAAUGUUUAAUCAUUUCCGAAGAAAAUUUGUAGAGUUUGGACAGUAUACCAGUUUUUUAAGUAAUCCAUUUUUGUGUGCAAUUGUAUUUUUAACAUUUAAACAAAUAUUUAUGAACAAAACGUAUGCUUUCCCACUGAACAUUGUAUGUUUGUGAAUUUCGGUACACUGCGAAGCGAAAAUAAUUAUUUCAGGUGUUGCUUUUACGAAAAACCGUUUUGAUUCAUUUAAUUAUACGAUAUUUUUGAACUAAUAACCCAAAAAAUAAAUUAUAUUAAAUUUAAGAAUAUAUUUAUCGUGUAAAUUCCAGCAAAAAAACAAAAACAAAAUUAAAACUAAAAAAAAUUUCAACAUGGUAAAAUCGUAAGAUAAACUAAAUAGGUUAUCUCUAAUUAGAAGUAAUUCAAUACAACCCAAAAAUUAAUUUGAUUCUUCAAAUAUAUUAUUGGAUAAACUUCUCAAAAACUCUCGUCAUUUAAAGUGUAACUGCGAUAUGCGAUAAAAUCCGGCGUCUUUGACAUCCGACAAUUAUAAAAUCAAAAAACACAAUACUUUAUUUUUAUGCGCCACAUGAAGAGUAUAACAUAUAUGUAAUGCAUAUUAUAAUUUUCUUUUCUGUGAUUAUGAAAUACAAAAAAAAUAUAGUAGUAAUAAUAAUUAUUAUAAUAACCAUAGCAAUAUAAAACAAAACCAUUGACCAUAAACCGAUAGAAGCGAUUGAAUCGAUUUCAUUUUUUCUUCGUAAAUAAGUCUUUCUUUAAGUGCCGCCCUCCCAUUUGAAAUAAAAAACUGAUAUCAUACAAUUAAACAAACAUCACUAUACCGAUUGCCAUAAACUGAUAUUUUCAUGUUGCCAAUUUUAUAUACAUCACACACAAUCAAACCACAAUCUCUACAAAUGUGAAGAGAAAUUAUAUUUCGACAUCUCAACAAUUUUAAAACACAUUAUAAUCUUUAUAAUUCAAACCUCUGAAUAUCAAAGAAGAUCCCGAUAGCAUUUUGUAGAUUCAAUAUGUUAUAUAAUAACUCCUAAUUUUCAUUCAGCAUACAAAAAACCUUUAGACGAAAGAUUUAAUAUUUUAAUGGAAGGAAAGAAAAAAUGCUGUAAACUACAUUAAAAUCAGUCUUCGCAUGACAAUUGCUUAUAUUACCAUAAAAAUUGAACUGUAUUCGAAGAAAUGAUUGUGGAAAAUCACAAAAAUAUAUCACAGUGAAUUGAAAUGACGACAAAACCAUUAAUGAAUAUUUGAAAGAUUAUGGUUUAGGAGGAACACAUUGAUAAACUUAGUAUAACGAUUAAUCUAGUCUCUAGUCUCUUUAAAAUAAAAAAAAAUUUGAACAAAUAAA
Molecule: messenger RNA, 5130 nt
Organism: Contarinia nasturtii (swede midge)
Lineage: Eukaryota; Metazoa; Arthropoda; Insecta; Diptera; Cecidomyiidae
Gene: ss
Product: aryl hydrocarbon receptor protein 1
Exons: 13
Coding region: 998-3706 (902 amino acids)
Biological process (GO): regulation of transcription by RNA polymerase II
Cellular component (GO): aryl hydrocarbon receptor complex; nucleus
Molecular function (GO): transcription cis-regulatory region binding; protein dimerization activity; nuclear receptor activity
Source: RefSeq, a predicted model, not a curated record